GGUAGUGUCCACUAGGAGGCUUGACUAAAAAGACAUUUGUCAGGACGCAAACAUUUAUAUCGUGAACUGUAAAAUAUAGAUUAAACGAUGAUUUAAAGGACCGAAUCGUUGCUGUUGGAGGACACGGCGUUUAUUGGAUGAGACUGGAGCCGAAAUGUUCGUGUAAAAUCGCCUAGAUCAAAUCUAUGAAUUCCUUACCGCCCUCCAGCACUGCUGUUAGUAGCCCUGUCAGCUCCAUAGACUCGCCACUCUCGGUCGUCAGCUCGUCCAUCUGCUCUCCUGGUGUUCCUGGCACCCCAUCGGUCGGCUAUGGACCCAACAGCAACCCUCAGAUAAACUCCUCCAUGUCUGUGUCUGGGUUACAUGCUGUCAGCAGCUCUGAUGAUGUGAAACCACCUUUUGGCCUGAAGUCUGUUGGUGGCUCUGGUCCAAUGCUAUCACAGAAACGCUUGUGUGCCAUUUGUGGAGACCGAUCCUCUGGUAAGCACUAUGGCGUGCAUAGUUGUGAAGGCUGCAAGGGUUUCUUCAAGCGCACAGUUCGGAAGGACCUGAGCUACACCUGCAGGGACAACAAGGAGUGUUUGGUGGACAAACGCCAACGUAAUCGCUGCCAGUACUGCCGCUAUCAGAAAUGCCUGGCCACAGGGAUGAAAAGAGAAGCUGUUCAGGAAGAUCGUCAAAAGAAUAAGGAGCAGGAGGGAGACUAUGAAUGCAGCAGUGCAGUGAAUGACGAGAUGCCAGUGGAGAAGAUUCUGGAAGCUGAGACAGCUGUAGAGUACAGGACAGACCUGCACUCUGAUGCCACUGGUUCACCCAAUGAUCCAGUCACUAACAUCUGCCAGGCUGCAGACAAACAGCUGUACACCCUGGUGGAGUGGGCCAAGAGAAUCCCUCAUUUCUCUGAGCUGUCUCUGGACGACCAAGUCAUCCUGCUCAGGGCUGGAUGGAAUGAGCUCCUGAUUGCUGCCUUCUCCCAUCGCUCCAUCAGCGUGAAGGAUGAGAUUCUGUUGGCCACAGGUCUGCAUGUGCCCAGAGACAGUACUCACAACUUUGGUGGGGAGGCCUUCUGUGACAGAGAGAGUGCAGAGGUGGGAGCAUUAUUCGACAGGGUGCUGACUGAGUUGGUCUGUAAGAUGCGUGAUAUGCAAAUGGACAAGACAGAGCUUGGCUGUCUGCGUGCCAUAGUUCUGUUUAACCCAGAUGCCAAAGGUUUGACUAGCACCAGUGAGGUGGAGCUUCUCAGAGAGAAAGUGUAUGCAUCCCUGGAGACCUACUGCAAGCAGAAGUACCCAGAUCAUCAGGGGAGGUUUGCCAAGCUCCUCCUCAGGCUCCCUGCAUUGCGUUCCAUUGGCCUUAAAUGUCUGGAGCACCUGUUCUUCUUUAAACUGAUUGGAGACACCCCUAUUGACACUUUCCUCAUGGAGAUGCUGGAGUCACCUCACUAGCUGUGUCAGAGACAGGAGACAGGGUUUUUCUGCCCUAGGUCCUGGUGAUAAAUGUGACUGCACUUUCUUCCUAAGGGAAACACAGUGAUUGUUCAGCCUCUGGUCUGGGGGUAUUUUAUUUUAAUUUUGUUUGUUUGUUUAUACUUUAUUUUUCUCCUCUUUACUAUCUCUUAACUCUUUCCCCGCCAGCGUUUUUAAAAAAAAGUUGCCAGCCACCGCCAGGGUUUUUGACGAUUUUCGCUAAAUUUAAUGGCCCGCAGAAUAUUUUCUUCCAUGAAUAUAUGAAGAUGCUAUAUAUCACAAUAAAGAUCUGAGCCUCUGCUUUUAGGCAAAAAAACCGAUUUUAUUUUAUCUUCAUUUGUUCUUUUUUUAUUGCCACUUGAACAGAGGCAGGUUUUGUCAAAAAACAACAUUUCAGACAAAAAGCUGUGAAAAAGGCAUGUUUAUGUCUGAUAUUUUGAGCUUCUCAUACUCCACUUCUUCAUGUUUGAGACGAUCGCAGUCUGUUUCUUUGAUCAAAGAGUUGCGUACUCUUUCAAAACAUGCGCAGGGGUCUUCCUUACUGUAUAACACCUAAAACACGGAAACCCGGAAAAUUCCGUGUUUGGCGGGGAAGCGUUUUUUCAUAAAACACGGAAAAUUCCGUGUUUGGCGGGGAAAGAGUUAAGUGCACCACAAAGUCAAGAGACCCAAAACUUGCCAUGAAAAUAUUGGUGCUACAUUUCAACAGUAAGCUAAUUCUUUAUAUAUAUAUAUAUAUAUUCAUAUACAGUACUGUGCAAAAGUCUAAGGCACAUAACAUUUUUCACAAAAGCAUUUGUCUUAAGAUGGUUAUUUAUAUCUUCAGCUUUAGACUCCCAAACAUUCCUUUUGCAAAUAGAAAAGAUUAGAAUAGAAGAACAGGGAGCCCUGCAACAGAUGUCAUGGCCCUCAAAAAGCCCCUCACUGAACAUUGUGUCAAUCUAAGAUUACAUAAAGAGACAGAAGCAGUUGAGACAGACUAAAUAGAUAGAAGAACUGUGGCGAAUUCUCCAAGAAGCUUGAAACAUCCCAUCUGCCAACAACCACGAAAAACUGUGUCCAGGUGUCCCUAGGAGACUUGGUGCUGUUUUAUACGCAAAGGUGGUCACACCAAAUAUUAAUGUAGCUUUUUUGUAUGAUGUUAAUUGAUAAAUGAAAAAUAUUAAUGGCAUUAUUUUUGAAGACAUUCUCACUAUGCAACAUUUUUCACAAGUGCCUAAAACCUUUGCACAGUAAUGUACACACACAUUAUAUAUAUAUAUCACACACACACACACACACACACACACAAGUUUAAAAAUGUUUUAAGUAUGGAAGCACCAUUUACCUGACUGGCUUAGAUAAGUGGGGUUUACAUUUUGAUAGAACCAUUUGAGGCUUUUAAACACACUGUGGAUGAUAAGCUUUAAUUGUAUGUAAGUGUGCUUCUCCAUCUCUUGAGUUUGGGUGCUUUUUUUCCUAUAUGGUUAAUUUAUAUUGCCUCGACCUACAAGGACUGGUCAGAUGGGCAGAUAGAUAAAUCAUCUCAUUUGGUAUUAUAGUUUAAAUUGACAGUAAUUUGCCUGUGAGAGUAAUCUGGCAAAGAAUCUAUAUGCAAUGAAGCUUGAAACGAUGCAAAGCAAAAUACUAGAUGUUUAAUCUUCAAAAGACGCAAUUUACAUGACAUUGUGCAAUGUUAAGCCUAAAUACAGGUGGAUGCAAGGGAAAUACAAGCACUCUUUAUUAUCUCAUGCACUCAUUUUAUUAUCACGUCAUAAGUGCUUGACUGGCAUAUGCUUGAUAUAUAUAUUUUUAUUUAACAUGACAGAAGAAAGGAACAACAAAGACAAAUCUCUUUUAAAUUUUUGUAUGAAGCAGGCAGAUAUUUUUCGUUCUCCCCCCCCGAAGUGUCCUAGGCUAAAAUUGUCUUAAAACUGGCUCGUAACAUUGGUUUUACUAUAGUUAGCUGUCAGUUAAUGAUACACUCUCUUAUCACAUAUUGGAUCACUGUAAAAGAGUGAUAAUUCCUUAAGUUAACUGCACUAAACUAAAGAAAUGUCAUUCCAAAUUUGUAAUUUUUUUUGACCAGGGUCAUACAUGUGUGUGUAUAUGUAUGUAUAUAUAUAUAUAUAUAUAUAUAUAUAUAUAUGUAUAUAUAACGCAUUACAUUUUUUUUUUACUUUGGUGCUGCCCUGAAAAAAAGUGCACACUUAAAGUGCACAUCUUCAGCUUUAUAGAGUUACUAAAUCUGAGCAAUAUGAAAGUUCAUCAGCAGACUGUUGAGUUGACUUACUGUUUGUAUUUGGAAAACCUUCCAACUUGAAAUUUCUACAAUUUAUUUCUUCUAGUACUGUGCAGACCCUAUUGUUCAGAGACUUUGUGCAGCUAUUGACAGAAAUCUCUCGCUCUCUCUCUCUCUCUCUAUAUAUAUCUUGCUUUUAUCUCUUAAAUCUUUUGUUGGCAUACAGCUUGCAGAAAAGAAGACAGUUGCAUUGGAUUUUACCACAAAUCCUAAAACUUUUGAUUUUGUCUUUUAUUUUCUCUGUGACCUGAGCUUAUUUGCUGUUUGUUUCUUUUUGACUUGCCAAUUUUUAAUUUUUUUUCCAUGGCAUCUCUCUGUGGCAAAAUUUAUGGUGACAAAUGCAAACUCACUUAUGCCAUACAUAUAUCUAACAAACACAAAAGCUUGUUUUUGUAUGGUCUUGUACAACCAACAUCUUUACUGCAUUAGGCAUAUUUCAAUGUCUGUUGUUGCACUAAAAUUGUCAUACAAUUAUGAUUGUAAUGAGUUUCCAUAAGUUAUGAUGUUGUCACAGCUCAUUUUAAAAGAGCUUAGUGCAAGAGAACCAUCUGCUGUACAUGACCCUAAAUAAAGGUGGUGAAAUG
Molecule: messenger RNA, 4331 nt
Organism: Xyrauchen texanus (razorback sucker)
Lineage: Eukaryota; Metazoa; Chordata; Actinopteri; Cypriniformes; Catostomidae
Product: retinoic acid receptor RXR-beta-B-like
Exons: 11
Coding region: 186-1445 (419 amino acids)
Biological process (GO): retinoic acid receptor signaling pathway; positive regulation of transcription by RNA polymerase II; anatomical structure development
Cellular component (GO): nucleus; RNA polymerase II transcription regulator complex
Molecular function (GO): nuclear steroid receptor activity; zinc ion binding; retinoic acid-responsive element binding
Source: RefSeq, a predicted model, not a curated record